Messenger RNA from Aspergillus ibericus CBS 121593, 933 nucleotides. RefSeq lists its product as uncharacterized. The record is from RefSeq and is a predicted model, not a curated record. Bases 1 to 933 code for a protein of 310 amino acids. NCBI's taxonomy places the organism in Eukaryota, Fungi, Ascomycota, Eurotiomycetes, Eurotiales, Aspergillaceae. The transcript is spliced from 4 exons.
AUGAGUAGUGGCAAAUUCAAAUGGUCCCGAGAGAACCUCAUCUCUUACCUCGGUGGCGAUGAGAACGAUCUCAAUACCGUCAAAAUCGAAUUGACCAACCUGCUCCUGGACCAUGGCAUGAUGCACCGCUCCUGCGCUAACCUGGAAGGUAGAGUCCAGCAGGAGAAGUUCAUCCUAUGCAAUCUACCCAAGAUCCAUCCCUAUGUCCGGAGCUGCACCCGUCAACGCUUGCAAGGUCUCAUGGGAUUGGUCAGCAUCAUCAAGAGAAACUAUAAGUCGGGAGAGCGGUACAAAAUAGCUGCUGCGCGGAGGAGCCAAAGCCUUCAGAGCGGUGGAGAAGAGAGGAUUAAUUCAGAGGGCGAAUUGGAUGAUAAGGCCAAUGUUAUCACAGCAACCAAUCCAGGCAAAUCAGCCGAUGAAAGCACUGUUAUUACUGAAGCACCUACACAUGAGGACCCCAUUGUCAUCGCUUCCCACGACACUGUCGAGACAGCAUCCACCACCACAUUUAAUCCCAUCGAACACCGCCAUGAAGGCUUCCUCGGCGCUGCUGAAGAACAACCCCUCCCAAACGAAGUCCAGAUGACGUCCACCAACAACCGCCUCACCUCCAACAUCAAAACCGAAGCACGAAACCCACCCACAAACAAACAACCCCCAACCUCUGACUCCAAAAGCUUCAACCUCAGCCACAGCUUCCUCACCCGAAACAUCUGGGUAAUCAACGAAACCGACCCCACCAGGCACGGCUUAUGCACGAUCCAAGAGCUACGAACCAGUCCACACCAUCCCAGCGAGCGAAUCCCUAAUCUCAACGAUCUCAACUUCAUUGACUGGAUCAUCAUCAUCAAGGAUCAGUGUGGAUAUGACGAGACCAUCCAUCGCUUGGAGUAUCGGCCUGCGUCUACUGUGGCUCCUUGGGAGUCUGUGUGA